CUCGGUUCAAAGGUUCCGCAGGCGAACGCCGCGAACGUCAGAAAAGAGCACGUGGGGUUUUCAAUGCGCCUGCGCGGCACCUUCCCGCAAGCGGGGCCCAGGAGAUUGGACGAGGAGAGAGCGGGUUCCCACGCUUGUGCUUGCGUUUCCGGCCCCAGAGCCCUGACAAUUGGUUUGUAGUCUUUCCCAAAGGUGGAUGGAGGGGCGAGCGGGGUUUCCACCUGUGGCUACCCGCUCCCUGUUGCUGCACUAACUCCUCCAUUGGGCUCUGGCGGCUGGGUCACGGGGGACGAGGUUCGGGCAGGGCCCUCGGCCCCAGCCAUGGAUGAAGGUGGCUCCCGCAUUCGCCGGCGGGUGUUCUUUCACAAAAGGAACCGUCCUAGCCUAGAGAGCGUUUUUGCCGCGCCCACCGCGGCGGAGCUCAAGUCUGGCGAUGAGGAGGAGGAAGAGGACGAGAUAGGGGCUGGGAACCGGCGGCGGAAAACUGUGGACGUGCAGCCUGUCGAGAACAUUGAGAGCGAAGAGGACAUGUUUGGUGACAAUGAUAGCUUUGCUGAAAACUCUCUUUUAGCUCAAAUUGAUGACCUGGAACAAAAAUAUAUGCAACUUCCUGAACAUAGGAAGCAUGCUACAGACCAUGCCACUGAAGAUCCUUGUGCAGAAAGCAUUAACCACAAAACGCUCAGCAUAACUACUGUAGGCAACUUUACUGAAUUAAAACUGGAUGAGCACACAAAGAACCAAAGUGGUCGUGAAGAUGUCUCUCUUGAACCUGAAGCUGAUCUUCUGUAUGAUGUACCUUCUUCACAAGUUUUAUUCUUUGAAAAUUUGCACAAGUCUUCAAAUGACUUUAGAGAUCCAUCUGCUAAAGAGAGGGAUUGGAGCUCAUCCUCUCACAAGACUGCAAAUGAGGAAUUGCCCACUAAUAGCAUAGAUCAGGCCCAGCAAAUUGAUGAAUCCUCUUCUAAAGUCAGAGCUAGUUCAGAUGUGAAUAGGAGAAAAAGUCUUAAAGAUCAUCUAAAAAGUACCAUGACUGGAAAUGCCAAGGCCCAAACACCAAUAUUUUCUAGGACUAAACAGCUCAAAGAGGCUCUCCUAUCUGAAGAAAUUAAUGUUGCUAAGAAAACAAUUGAGUCAUCAUCAGAUGACCGUGGUCCUUUUUAUUCCUUACCCAGCAAAGUGAGAGACCUUUAUGUUCAGUUCAAGAGAAUUGAAAAAUUAUAUGAAUGGCAACAUACUUGCUUAACACUGACUUCCGUGCAAGAAAGAAAAAAUUUAAUAUAUUCCUUGCCAACAAGUGGUGGGAAGACCCUCGUGGCUGAGAUUUUAAUGCUACAAGAACUGCUUUGCCGGCGAAAAGAUGUUCUAAUGAUCCUGCCCUAUGUGGCAAUUGUUCAAGAAAAGGUUUCAGGUUUGUCAAGUUUUGGUAUAGAACUGGGUUUCUUUGUUGAAGAAUAUGCUGGAAGCAAAGGAAAAUUUCCUCCAAUUAAAAGAAGGGAAAAGAAAUCACUAUAUAUUGCCACUAUUGAAAAAGGACAUAGUCUGGUGAAUUCUUUGAUUGAAACCGGAAGGAUUAGCAAUCUGGGUCUGGUUGUUGUAGAUGAGCUGCACAUGAUUGGUGAAGGAAGCCGUGGGGCCAUACUGGAAAUGACCCUAGCAAAAAUCCUCUACACCAGCAAAACAACUCAAAUUAUUGGUAUGAGUGCAACGUUGAACAAUGUUGAAGACCUCCAGGAGUUCCUACAGGCAGAAUAUUACACCAGCGAGUUUAGACCAGUUGAAUUAAAAGAAUAUCUGAAAAUAAAUGAUGCAAUAUAUGAGGUUGACAGCAAAGCAGAGAAUGGCAUGACUUUUUCACGUCUCCUUAAUUAUAAGUAUUCUGACACUCUGAAAAAGAUGGAUCCUGACCACUUGGUAGCAUUGGUGACAGAAGUUAUUCCCAAUUAUUCCUGCUUAGUUUUUUGUCCCACUAAGAAGAACUGUGAAAAUGUAGCAGAAAUGAUAUGCAAAAUUUUAAGCAAGGAAUAUCUGAAGCACAGAGAGAAGGAAAAACACGAACUGAUUAAGAGCUUGAAGAAUAGCAGCAGUGGCAGCUUGUGUCCUGUGCUAAAGCACACCAUCCCCUUUGGGGUUGCUUAUCACCACAGCGGCUUGACGAGUGAUGAAAGGAAGCUCUUGGAGGAGGCCUACUCCACAGGCGUUCUCUGCCUUUUCACCUGCACAUCCACCCUAGCAGCAGGUGUUAACCUACCAGCUCGAAGAGUUAUUUUAAGAGCCCCUUAUGUUGCCAAAGAAUUCUUAAAGAGGAAUCAAUAUAAACAGAUGAUUGGCAGAGCUGGCCGUGCUGGAAUAGAUUCUUCUGGGGAGAGCAUCCUUAUUUUGCAAGAAAAAGACAAGCAACAGGUAUUGGAGCUAAUAAGCAGACCAUUGGAAAACUGUUACAGCCAACUUGUUCAAGAAUUCACCAAGGGAAUCCAAACUUUGUUCCUCUCUUUGAUUGGUUUGAAGAUUACAACAAAUCUUGGUGACAUAUACCACUUUAUGAGUGGUACAUUUUUUGGUGUUCAGCAAAAGAUUUUGUUGAAAGAAAAAAGUCUCUGGGAAAUAACUGUCGAAUCACUUAGAUACCUGACAGAAAAAGGACUCCUACAAAAAGACACCACUUUGACAGAAAGAGGACUUCUACAAAAAGACACUAUUUACAGGUCCGAAGAUGAGUUCCAUAGUUUUCAUAUUACAAAGUUGGGACGAGCUUCUUUUAAGGGGACUAUAGAUUUGGCUUAUUGUGACAUUCUCUACAGAGACUUGAAGAAAGGUCUUGAAGGACUUGUGCUUGAAAGCCUUCUUCAUCUAAUUUACCUAACAACUCCCUAUGAUAUGGCUUCUCAGUGUAACCCUGAUUGGAUGAUAUACUUCAGGCAGUUUACCCAGCUCAGCCCAGCAGAACAAAAUGUAGCUGCUCUGGUUGGAGUCUCUGAGAACUUUAUUGGGAAGAAAGCAUCAGGUCAAGCUAUCAAGAAGAAGGUGGACAAGAACAUUGUCAACAGACUAUACCUGUCUUUUGUUCUUUAUACCUUGCUCAAAGAGACCAACAUUUGGAGUGUGUCUGAAAAAUUUAAUAUGCCUCGAGGAUAUAUACAAAAUCUUCUCUCUGGAGCUGCUGCAUUCUCCUCUUGUGUGUUACAUUUCUGUGAGGAACUUGAGGAGUUCUGGGUUUAUAGAGCCCUUUUGGUGGAACUUACUAAGAAACUGACUUACUGUGUAAAGGCAGAGCUAAUCCCUCUCAUGGAAGUGACUGGAGUUUUAGAGAGUCGAGCAAAACAGUUAUACAAUGCAGGUUAUAAAAGUCUAAUGUACUUAGCUAAUGCAAAUCCUGAAGUGCUGAUAAGGACGAUUGAUCAUUUGUCAAGACGCCAGGCCAAGCAGAUUGUUUCAUCAGCCAAGAUGCUGUUGCAUGAAAAAGCAGAGGCCUUGCAGGAAGAAGUAGAGGAGUUACUGCGACCACCUCCUGACUUCCCUGGUGUCGAGGCCUUCCCCACUGAAAAGGCGUGAAGUCAUUAGACCAGCAUUUUUAAAUAUGAAGUAUUCAUUGUACAUAUGUUUUAUUAAAGAUUCUCUCUAAUUUAUAAAUGAAAAAAAUACAUUUUAAUUAUAUAUUAAGACCUAUGAAUGAUGUGUGAAUAUACCUCUCAACCAUAAUUGCAUAAAUAAUUGCACCUUAUUUCUCUGCUCAGAAAUCUGGUGUCCGCCACAAAGUGAAAUCCAGCUCUUUUGACACAUCCCCAGCCCUUGUGGCCAGAUCUUUCUUCAUUAUUCUCUUACCCAUUUCUUUCCUCAAGCCGGACUACUUGAAAUCUCAGAAUUCUCUGAUUUCCAAACCCUCCAUUUCCUAACUGCCUUCGGCUAUUCCCAGUGCAUGGAAAAUUAUCUUUAAAAUGUACUGUAUCCUUUAAGUGUCAACUAAAAAUUCUCAAAUACUGUCUCCUCUAUGAAAUUGUCCAAGUUCAACCUCAUCUCCGCCCAGUACAUGGGUUCUUUCCCUCUUAAGUAUUGUGAGCCUCUCACUUAACGCCCCUGCCUUUUUUAAUGCUACUGGUUUGAAGUCUCCUGGAGGGCCAAGACCUUUGUUAUCAUCUUUAUAUGCCACAUGGCACCUACCACAGUUUACUGCAGAAAGUAAGAACCUCUGUGAAAAGUGAAUACUACUCAAAUUAACAAUUUAAAGAUUCUCUUUAAACACAACUUAAAUAUUGCCUCUCCCCACUCCAUUUUCAGAUCCACAGCUCAAAUGUAGAUGACUGGUUAAACUAGAAGGUUAUAACUAGCAAUAUUUAUAAGUACUGAACUGAUUUAGUCAGUUUUCCUUACCUGUCUGAGAGAAACUUUUCAAAUAGAUCUAUUGUCUAAGUUCUUUGUGCCUUAACAUUUUAGACCAUGUAUAAUACAGUCACACCUCAGAGAUAUUGUGGGUUCAGUUCCAGAAUACCACAAAAAAGUGAUUAUUGCAAGAAAGUGAGUCACAUUAAUUUUUUUGGUUUCCCAGUACAUAUAAAGUUAUGUUUACACUCUACUGUAAUAUAUUAUAUUAUGAGAAUUACCAAAAUGUGACACCAAGACACAAAGUGAGCAAAUGCUGUUGGAAAAAAUGGUGCUGAAAAAAUUAAAGUAAUUUGCAGAGCAGGGAUUUAGACCCAGGCAAUCUCAAUCUAAAGUCUGUGCUCUUAACCAUGAUACAGUAUUGUCUUGGUAGAAUUUGUCCGUUUUGUCUCUUGCGAGUAUUCCUUUCACCUGGCAUUUCUGUCCCCAGCAUGACACCUCACCCCUUCACAUGAGGCGCAGUACAGCAUCCUGAUGUCCUGGUGGACUCCCGGGCUGCACUGCACAGAUUCCAUUUGUUACAGCUAAAAAGACUGUAAAAGAGCAGCUGGCCCACCUGCUGGCUGCUUGUGUGCAGCCACUGAAGUAUGCUUCCGAGGUCCAUGGUCCAGUCUUCAGUGCUUUAAAAUCCGGAAACCCAGGUUUUAUUAGUUUCCCCAAGUGAAUAAGGCUGUAAGAGAGCCCUGAUUCUUCCUAACCAAUUUAUAAGAGGCUGAUCAAUAAUCCCAAUUUAAUGUAUUAAUUUAAGAUUAGAGAUAGCAUGUUAGUGGGGUACUUUUACAGAAACUAGAAUGCCUGUAUCUGCAGCCCAGGACCAUCUCCCUCGCCCCCAGUCAGUGUCUCUCCAGGUCAGUUCAGUCGAAAGGCUGUACCAAGGGUAAUGAUGGGAGAUGUGUCCUAAAAGAUAUUAAAGUGGAAAGAAAUUGAAACAGUUCAGCUCUAGAGAAGAAGAGAAAUGCAGAUUAGUGAGAAAAGAGUGUAGAAUAAAAACAUUCAAAAUACAUUUAAGAACUUAAUAUAUAAUCAACAUGUUUUUUUUAGGGUUUUUUUUUAAAUCAUUCUUUUUUUUCAAGUCAUUCUUUUCUUUUUUUAGUUCCAAUGUUAUUGAGAUGUAAUUGACAUACAACACUGUAUACUUUUGGGGGGAGGGGAGAGGUAAAUAGAUGCAUUUGGCUCACUUUAAAGCAGGCUUUCACUAAGAUUGAUGUUUGGUUUCCUUCCAUCUGUAUUGUGAAACCAAGGUCUUGGUCUUUAAUAUUUGUUCUUGGGUUUUUUCUCAGCAUGGUCACAGGGGAGUAGGAAGGGAGUUUUGCAUGAAUUAGUCCAGCUCUUCAUAUAGCUCUGAAGUUCACCUUUCAAGACUCCUGCAGGAAGAGGAAGCCUUCAGAAACUGGAACGACCUUAGAAAGUUGCGUUCAUCCAUCACUUGGGCCCGAGCUGAUGCAGUCCAGAAUGACCUCGAGGGGGCUUCCACUUUUAUAGUCAACAGGCUGCACUUUAGUUGUUCCAGCCCGUGCAGACACUCUAAAUCAAAAUUAAGUAUUAACGAUGGCAGCGUCUGUGCCAUUCUGCUGGGGAAACUAAAAUGCAGAGAAACGAGGCUCUAACAGCUGUCAGUAAUUGGGCACUGCCUUCCCCUGUGCCCUGGCUUCCUCGAUUUACUCCAGCACCUACUAUCAUUUACAGCCCUGCUGCCAAAAAGGCUCACCUUUGCCAAGAUAUUGGGCUGGAGGAACAUGAGUUCUUGCAGGAGAGGCUCAAAGUCCUUGAGACAGGCACAGAAGAAGGCCAAGAGUCCACAGCAGGAAGUGGUGAGGACACUGUGAUGCCUCACUCAGAGGUACCACGUGUAGAACAAGCUCACAGGGGCUGCAUCUGUCCUCCUGUUACUAACGCAGCGUGUAUUUUAGGUGGAGGCUGACUUGUGAGGUGACCUUUUUAUCUUCUCCUUCGGAAUGAGCAUAUUCCAGCAGGUGCUGCCGAAACUUCUUGUCAAUUCAGCAGAGAAGGAGUUCUUCCCAUUAUUUAGUCCAAAUGUGUAAUUGGUGUGUUACUAAUUCUUAAUGGCUAGUGGUCCCACUCAUCCAUAGUAGUCAGCUGGAUUCCUCUAUCCGAUACAGACGGCUAGACGGGCUAAGACCAGGCGUCCCAUCCCAGAGUUCCCCUCUUCCACAGUGAACUUCAGUGAUCUCUGUUGAAUAAGAAAGUUGAAUUCCGCUCUUGGAAACAGGUGCCCUGGCUGGUCUCUGCUCAAAUUGUAGGGAAAUGGUUCCAAUGAUUCCAAGACAUUCUCACAAACUUUCUAAUCUCCUCUUCAUUCUGCUAAAAACCCUUUUCUCUUUCUUAAAGAAACCUAUUUGUUCUUCCCAUAAAAGUCUUUUCUCCGCCCUCCCUUUCUUUUACUAGUUGAGAUACAAAUUCUAACCACCCUUUUGAGUUACCCAUUGCUGAGCCCUCCCAAGUAUAUGCAAAUAAACUCUGUCUUUUCUCUUUUGUCAGUCACAUUCGCAGUCCUUCAGGUACUGAACCUAAGAGGGUAGAGGAAAAGUUUUUCCUUUCCAACCAGCCAAUGAGAGGCACUGGCAGAAGAUAGGGCAGCGCAUCUGGCUCUGUCUCCUUCAACUUUCCAGCUUCUGCGAGAUGGUUCCUCUGUGGCCUCAGCUCCUCGGGCGGCCUCCUGUGCGGUUAGUUCCCACAGAAGGUGGAGGUCCUGGCUCCUGGACUCCUGCCUUCCCCCAGGGACCACCUCCUUCCUGGAUCUCUCUAGCCCUGCAGGCAAUAGCAGCUUUCCAUUGUUGCUCUAUAUGGCUUGCCUCUGUGUCAUUUGACUUUUCCACACUUUUGUAUUAGUUGUCUACAUCAUAUUCCCUCAACUGAACUGUUUGGGAUGGGCUCUGUUUUCCAAACUGCACCCUCUCUGAUAAAACAGAGUCACAGCAUGGCUCUCCUCACCACCUGCAGGGCCUUUCCACUGUCAGCCAUCCUUAAACUCUUUGCAAGAACAGGAAUCAAUGUUUUAAGGACAGUAAGAACUCAAGAAGCAUGGACUGGCUGGCAAAGGAAGUAACAACUAAGCUGUCUGGCCAUGGUGUGUGUCCAUAGCCAUGAGUAAGGAAAAACACAGAGAAGAAAGAUGGAGUCCAGAGGGCUAAAGGGAAAUAUUGGGGCCAGCUUCCAGAAUCUGAACACUGCUGAAAAUCUUCCUCUUAUCCUACUGUGGAAACUAGAAGGGUAUCAAUUUAGGAAACAUGUCAAUCACAGAGUUUGGUACCUGCUGAAGUUGCUUUACACAACUUACACUUUCUAUUGAGGGUCACCUGUGCACAGCAGAGGAUGUAAAGGUGAGUCUGACAGGAUCCGAUCCUUAGGAAACAUGUAGCUUAGUAGCAGAGAGAAGGCAUCCUCGUAAAUAACUAUAACAAAAUGAUUAAGGGGUGGAUCUUAAGAGCAGAGGUAGAAGCUCAGUGCUGAGGGAGAUUAGAAGAGGAUGUUAAGACCAUCUCCCUGAUCCAUUUGGGGGAAAAAGGAAAGCAUGGAGAGUGUGCAAGUGCUGUGUGCCACUUGCUUGCUGAAUUCCCAAACAUGGCUUGGACGACUGACAUAAACAAAGAACUCAGAAGAUGGCUUCAGGCAUGGCUAGAUUCAGGACUCAAAUUUUCUUCCCCAGAAAAAACCUGUCUCUUUUUAUCUUAAUUCUGCUUCCCUCCCCUCCCCCCACAAUUGCUUCCAUUCGUCAGGCUUAUCCUCACAGCUAAGUAAAACCAACCAAAAAAGAAUUCCUCUUUCAUGCUUUUCAUGGCAGCUAGAAGGAUGAGCGAUCGAACAUAUCCAAGGCCUACAAGACAACUCCUAAUGCUACAAUGGUUUGGGUCAUAACCCCCCUCCCUGGCCUGACUGAGAACGAUAAUCAAAAUGUUGUUAUUAAAUUUAGAAGGAAAAAAAAAGGAGACUGGCUGCUGGGCUGGUACAGAGAUGUCUUCCACUUAGAGGACUGGGUCUAAGUUCAUCUGAGAAUGGCAGUGUUCUGUCCAUGCAUCAGCAAACAUUACUGCAACAUGCAUCAGACAGCAGACUACAUCAGGCAAGGCUCAUGUAGUGAGAACAGAAGGCUUACGGACAUCCCCAACCAGUCGAGGCUCAACUAUCUGUUUGGGUUGUGUGUCUUGACAAUUUGUCUAGGCUAGUACUUUUCAGUAGCGGGUGGUUCCAGUCCCCAUGCCACCCGGGACGUUUUUAGCUGUCAUCGGUUACAUGUGGGGGAUGUCCUACUGGCAUCUAGUGGGUAGAGACCAGGGAUGCUGCUAAACAUCCUACAGAGCACAGCACAGUUCCCACCAGGAAGAAUUAUCUGUUCCCCAAAAUGUUAAUAGUCACACUCAAAAAAUCCUGGUCUAGGCAGUCAGAAAAGAGUAUGUUUCUGCUGUUUUGCCAAAAAGGGAAAACUGUAAACUUGACAUUUGCUGAAUUUUUUUUUUUUUUUUUUUGCUCAUUAUCUGACACAAAUUAAGUGAGUUGGUAAUUACCCCACAGUAUGUAUGAGGGUGAAUAAGAGGCUUAAUUCUUGUCAGAAAGACCCUCCCUACCACCAUUUUAGAAUUUCUUUCUCUGUCUCUUUCAAACGUAUGUAAAUCUUUUAAAUGGCUAAAUAAGCUUCUUGCUGGUCUCACAAAGACCUGGGAGCCAUCUCUAUGAAAUGUUUCGUCAAGGAAGACAGCAUCCUCUCUCCCACUUUCCCAGGAGGAGACAGGCCUCGCGGUCAUCUGCCCCCCAAACGCCGACUGCACCUUGCAAAGCCGACCUGCCGCUGGGACGGCACCAUCUCUGCUGUGAGUAAUGAGGUGGCUUCCUGUCUCCACCACCUCUUAGCGGGUAGACUGACAUGCACUCCACAUCCUACUUUAUGCUAUUCACUGAUCCAAUUGUUUCCUUUUUCUUCUUUGUAAAGAGGUUUUCUGGGUUGUGAAGAGACUUUUGUUUUUAAUUCUGUUUCUCCACCAAAUGCCAGUUGGUGAGAGUGGUUAAAGGGCAAACUGUCAGAGACACACAUUGCUCCGUGGUUUUCUGAUAAGGGUAUUUCACACCAAUUUGUUGUUACUUUCCUUUCAUCUUGAUUCACUUCACGAUUAAGUUCUCUGUUGGUUAAAUGUUCUUAUAACCUGUCCUUAACCAAAUUAUCAUAAACAAUAAUAUUGUUUUCAGAUAACUUGUAUGUGAUCUUAAAAAUCACUUUUGGUUGAUAAUAAUGUGCCCAUGUUGGUUCAUUGAUUGUACCAAAUAUGCCACACUGAUGAGGGAUGUUGAGGGUAGGGGAGUAUAUAUGUGUGAGUGGGGAGGGCUAUGUGCCAACUCUCCAAACUUUCUGCUCAGUUCUGCUGUGAACCUGAAACUGCUCUAAAAGAAUAAAAUCUAUUUUAAAAAAUC
Messenger RNA from Camelus dromedarius (Arabian camel), 9798 nucleotides. It is a transcript of the gene HELQ, whose product is annotated as helicase, POLQ like. Gene Ontology annotation, molecular function: ATP binding; nucleic acid binding. Bases 322 to 3552 code for a protein of 1076 amino acids. Lineage: Eukaryota; Metazoa; Chordata; Mammalia; Artiodactyla; Camelidae. The transcript is spliced from 18 exons. The record is from RefSeq and is a predicted model, not a curated record.